Messenger RNA from Monopterus albus (swamp eel), 2973 nucleotides. RefSeq names its product endothelin 3b (gene edn3b). Lineage: Eukaryota; Metazoa; Chordata; Actinopteri; Synbranchiformes; Synbranchidae. Bases 300 to 797 code for a protein of 165 amino acids. Gene Ontology annotation, biological process: regulation of vasoconstriction; intracellular calcium ion homeostasis; vein smooth muscle contraction. The record is from RefSeq and is a predicted model, not a curated record. Gene Ontology annotation, cellular component: extracellular region. Gene Ontology annotation, molecular function: endothelin B receptor binding; hormone activity. The transcript is spliced from 4 exons.
GGGCGUGUGCCCAGCCACUUCCAAAGCCUUGCAUCUUUGAUUUGGGCUUUCAGACGUGAAUAAGGAGAAACCGACUGGGCACGGACAAUCCUGCACUGUCCUUUGAUGCACAAGUCACAGGUCGGAUUUAAGACACAGAUACGGAAGGAACCAUGUGACAAACAUCCUCCGACCAGUUAUUUGUUGUCUGCUCCAUGUGAGACGAGCUGCGCAUGGACUUGUGUACUGGAGGUGCGGGACUAUUACUCGGUGCCAACGGGAGAUUUAAUUUGACAGUGAUUCUUCAUUAAACAUCUGACAUGGAAAGGAUACUGUACGUCAUCUCAAAAAUCAUGCUUUUCGUUAUACUGGCAUUAAUUCUCUUACAAGGUAUCUUGACACCCAAUGCUUCUGUCAAAUCAGAGGUAAACUCUGGAGAUCUCUCGGACUCCAGCACCGUGUUUGGCACCGAAGGAUCCACGAAUCUACAGCUGUACGACGCAAUGGAGAUUAAGACCAGACCAAAGCGCUGCACCUGUUAUUCAUACAAGGAUAAAGAGUGCGUCUACUACUGCCACUUGGAUAUCAUCUGGAUCAACACGCCCGAACGUACUGUGCCAUAUGGGAUGUCGAGUUACCGAAGCCCUCAACGUAUCAAACGUGCUGCUGGGGAACAAUCAACUGAACAGAGGGCAAAGGCUCGCCGCUGCAUUUGUACUGAGCGUGACACAGACCCUGAGUGCCGUGAUUUUUGUCUGUCAAGCCCUGUGCAGGCCGUGCCAGUCAGACGUCUCGACGGAGCCCCUGGCCCUGGAUGACAGUCUGAUGCCUCCAUCUUCUGCUCUUUGUUUUGAGGAAAUGGACCCUUCCCUCCUGUUUAUCCCUUUCACUCUCACACUCAAAGUCAAGGAAAAAAACUUUGGACUUUGACAGAGUCAACAUUUGUCAGCAUCAUAACACAUGGAGAAAUUCCCACCAAGCUGAGUGCCUUGAAGGACCCAUCAACAAAUUCAGUACAGAUCCAUGAAAACUAUUUUCUUUUUGUUCCCUCCUAAAAAAAGAGCUUGGGGAUUACUCUCGCCAUGAUAUAAGAGCCACUGACCUUGAUUCUGUCAAGCGUGAUCAGACAAACCAUUUAUAUUCAUACCUGACAUCUGAGUGUUGUGGACUCAACUUGACUCUGUCUUUCUGUCUAACAAUGAGAUGAACUUGUAUCAGCCUGUAAGGAGACAACAGAGACAUUUCUAUGAAAAAGUUGGGAAGCAAAACAUGCCAUGAGGAGCCAUGGAAAAUAGGGGCAGGGCAUGAUAUUGUGAUAUAACGCCUUUACAAAUACUGUAACAUGCAAAUGCAAACAAAAAUUGAACUUUGCUUUAUGAGCCUAUAUACUGUACUUUCAAUAUGGAAAACGGUCACUGGCUGACAGUUUGUGCAUUUUUCAUAUCCAUACUUUCAUCAUUUGUGCUCUUUAGAACUUAACUAUCACUCAUAUCCACUGUGCCUUUAGCUAACAAUUUAGUUGAUAAACAUUUAGCUGGUGUGGACCUUAUCGUAUGUUGAACCAUCCGUUGUUAUCUAUUCCGGUCAUUCUAUAUUCCAACAAUGCAGCUUGGAGCUGUGGAUUAAUUAUACAUUAAAGAAUAAGGCUGAAAAGACUAAAACUAAUAAUGAACUGACGUUAUUAACAGGUAUUGCCUAUCAGUCAAAGAACAGGAGGCAUAUUCCUGAACACUGUGGUUUGUUUUGAGCCAGUCCCAUAUACAUUAUCCCAUUGCCACAAGUACUCACUAGUAAACCAAACGUAUUACUUGUGAAAAUGUAAUGUUUGUUAAAAACUACAGUUCCCAGCUUUUUCAGGAAAGUACUUAACUUAAAAAAAACUGUUUAUGAUACAUUUUUACAGAUUAUAAAUGAACUGGCUUGGAGCUGCACACACACGGUAGAGAAGAUGAAAAGCAUUUAGGUGGAUGCAUUGUCAUUCUAGGGCUUGUAUUGGAAUUUAUUGUCAAUAAGAAAAUUAUAGAAUAAUAUCGGGCUUAUCCUUUCAAUAUGACAUUUUGUGGGAUAGAAAAUCACAGAUUCUCAGCCGAGAUGGACUUGUAUUCCUUAUAUACAUUCCAUCUUUGGUUUGUUAAAAAAUAUGGCUCAAGUGUUUUGAAUUCCUUGAAGUUAUGCUGCUAAUAGAGUUAAAUCUGAUAAAAUAACAUGCAGUACAGAGUGACCAUGUUCCUUCCAUCUGAGGUCACAGGCCAGUGACAGUAAACAAAUCCUUACAGUUUCCUCUGCCUCCACUGCUCGGUCUGCUUUGGCAAGUAGUUCCUUUGACUGAUGUUGAGCAAAUAUUAUACACUUAUGUAUCCUAUUAAAAUGUCUGUACUGUAACAAGAAAACCGUAGUUAACAUAUUCUGUAAUACAGGCAAGUUUUUUUUAUUUUUUAUUUUAUUAUGCCUCUUUUUUUGUCAGCCACCAAACAGAACCAGUUUACCAAAUUAUGUGUUCUACUACACAAUGAAAGCAGCAGCUUAAGUGAACACACAUUUGUUAGUGCCUGUUGCACUGUGGUUCCUGUGUUUACAGUGCACUGAUAGCAUUUUAAUGUGAAGAGGCAUUUCAAGACAUCAUACUCUUAAGUUUGGCGUAAUCAUUUCCAUUUGCUCGGUUUCUUGCCAAGAACAUAUUGCAAAUUGUUUUGUAAAAACAUUCAUUGUUGCUAAAUGGUUUAAUAAAAGCAACAUGAAGCGUUUUAUCUGGUAAUUGUUGCUUUUUUUUUUCUGAAUAUGUAUUUUUCCAUUCUGACAAUUUCAGUGCCAUUAUGUGACUCCAUCCUAAAGUAACUGUAGUUGUUCUGGUCCAAGCAGAUUCACCAAAAUCAUGGUGAAUCAAAUUACAAAUCAAAUGUGACUUUCAUAAAACACAAGACAUGUAUUAGCUUAAUUAUUUUUGUUAAUUGAAAUUAUUUAUAUAACAUGCAAAUAUAUAAUAAAAGACUACGA